This is a messenger RNA of Aspergillus ibericus CBS 121593, 1328 nucleotides long. Its product is annotated as RlmE family RNA methyltransferase. The coding region runs from base 39 to 920 and encodes 293 amino acids. Gene Ontology annotation, biological process: RNA methylation. The transcript has 7 exons. Gene Ontology annotation, cellular component: mitochondrion. The record is from RefSeq and is a predicted model, not a curated record. Lineage: Eukaryota; Fungi; Ascomycota; Eurotiomycetes; Eurotiales; Aspergillaceae. Gene Ontology annotation, molecular function: rRNA (uridine-2'-O-ribose)-methyltransferase activity.
AUUUUCCUUAAUCCUCUGAAAUUUGCCAACGCUGCACCAUGCAACUUAUUCUGUUCUUGAAAUUCUCCCCCAAAAUCCAGAGUUUAGGCGUGCUUAACCCUUACAUCCUUAAACGACACUCGUCCUCGAAAAGAUGGCAGGCCCGUCAGCUGAAGGAUCACUUCACAAGGGCGGCAGCAGUGCAGGGUUUAAAAAGCCGCGCAGCUUUCAAGCUUCUUCAAAUAGAUGAGAAAUAUCACAUUUUUGAGAGCGGACAAACCGUUGUUGACCUAGGUUAUGCUCCAGGUUCCUGGUCUCAAGUAGCAGUGGCUCGAACGCAACCCCAUGGUCGGGUCCUGGGGGUCGACAUUAUCCCAGCCCAGCCCCCCAAAGGAGUAUCGACGAUCCAAGGCAACUUUCUCGACCCCCAUAUCCAGGCAUAUGUCCGAGAAUUUGUGCGCGAUGCCAAUAGAGGCAGGCCACGCUCUCCAAAUGCAUUUUCCACCCCCGAUUUCUCUGGACAAGAACUCGAAUCGGCUGUAAGCGCGAAUUCUGAUAAGCAAGCAGAUUCCGAUGGACGGAAUCACAAGCACUCAAUGACGGUAGAUGUUGUUCUCAGCGAUAUGUCUGCUCCCUGGUUUCAAACAACUGGGUUUGGGAAGAGAAGUCUAAGUGAUCCCUACAACAGGAUGAUGAACACAAGCGGCAUUGGAUUCAAGGACCAUGCAGGUAGUAUGGACCUCUGUCAUGCAGCUCUGCAUUUUAGCCAAGAAGUCCUCCGAAUCGGGGGUCAUUUCGUCUGCAAGUUUUAUCAAGGAGCCGAAGACAAGGCCCUGGAGAAACAGCUAAGGGGGCUAUUUCAAAGGGUCCAUAGACUUAAACCGGGAUCUUCACGAAAUGAGUCCAAAGAAUCCUUCUUCAUUGGUCUCGAUCGGAAAUAGCAGUGUACAAAAGGAAAAGUCCUGACAUUCAAGAAUCAUAAUAUGCAUCAACCGGCUUUCUUCACAUCAAACCGAGCCUGGUUCUAUCUCCUCUCCUGAAUCGGUAUCCUCAUCCCAUUCAACGUCCGCAAGCGAUGCCUCUGCUACUGCUUGUACCUGAGAAAAAGUCAGAUCACCGGGCUAAAGCGUAAAGAAAUGGAGAAAUGGGGGGUGGUAGAAGACGCGGGCGUUCGUAUAUCGUGAGACUAGGGGGAAAGGGCAAGGGGGGACAACCGAACCUCCUUGAGACCGCUCAGUUCUUCAACAUAUCCAGGCUCAUUCAGAGCCCUCAGAACGAACUUCCAACCAUCUUCUUUGUAAGUAAGGGUGAUACUGUCCGAACAGGCGCUACAAUACUUGUAGCUUCUG